Aphidius gifuensis is the source of this 2993-nucleotide messenger RNA. It is a transcript of the gene Src64B, whose product is annotated as tyrosine-protein kinase Src64B. NCBI's taxonomy places the organism in Eukaryota, Metazoa, Arthropoda, Insecta, Hymenoptera, Braconidae. Gene Ontology annotation, biological process: cell surface receptor protein tyrosine kinase signaling pathway; protein phosphorylation; innate immune response. The transcript is spliced from 6 exons. Bases 711 to 2342 code for a protein of 543 amino acids. Gene Ontology annotation, cellular component: extrinsic component of cytoplasmic side of plasma membrane. The record is from RefSeq and is a predicted model, not a curated record. Gene Ontology annotation, molecular function: signaling receptor binding; ATP binding; non-membrane spanning protein tyrosine kinase activity.
AUUGGUGUGUAGACCCAGUUCAGUUGAUAUCGCGCCGGCUGCGCAAAAUCAUUAGCAGCUUUUGGCUGCAUCACAAACAAUACCAAAUUUAUUAAAAAAUAAAUAUUUAUAUAUUUUUUUAUUUUAUUUUGCAAUGGAUGGAUUUGUAGUGUAUCAGAAUAUUACUAACAACUUCAAGUGGAUUUUAUGUCGUGAAAAAAAUAUUCAUUUCAUUGACUGUUGAAAUUAUUUUUUAUUUUUUAUUUUUUAUUGGAAAAUUUAUGACAGUGUUGUUGUUUUUUUUUUUUGUAUUUAUUGCUUACCUGAAUUGACAGGUAAAUUUUAAAAGUGAAAAUUUUCAUUUUGUGAUUUUGUGAUUUUGGAGUAAAUUUGGUUUUUUUUUUUAAUUUUUCUUUUGUUGUUGACGGAAGGAUUACAUGAAGAAAAUUAUAUCACGUUUGCGGGUCGAUGUACCAUUGGGUAAGGCGUUCAGUAAGGAAUAAUGGAGUGAAAAAAAAAUUUUUUUUAAAUUUUUUUCCAAGAGACCACAUUAAGAUAAUUACCAUGGAGUUGUUUGUGAUAAAUUUUGAUGAUUAGAUUAUCAAAUAUUUGUCUUUAAAAGAUUUAAAAAAAAAAAUAAUUUAAAGAAAAAAACAAAUUGACUAAAAAAUUAUUCUUGAAAAGAAUAAUUAAAUAUUAAUUUGAUAUAAAAAAAAAUAAACAAACCAAAAAUGGGAAAGUGUUGCAGUAAAAGGCAGGAGCCUCAACCAAUUGUUUAUAAAAAAACUGAAGCAGUAUUGAGCUCAAAACACAGCAAUGGUGGAUCAUUGGAUAGUCGAUACACAGCUGAUCCAAAUCAAAGAGGUGUUCAAGCUCGAGCUGAUAUAAUACGACCAAGACCUACACCCUGUAAGAUUAUGAUGCCAAAUCAUCAACCUCGUAAAACAAAUUCACCUGUUGUAUUACCUGCAUCACAUUCACAAAGAGCAAAUAAAAUGGUUGUUGCAUUGUACAACUAUACAGCACGUGAAAGUACAGAUGUGAGUUUUAUAAAGGGUGAUCGUAUGGAAGUCCUAGAUGAUUCAGAGCCAGACUGGUGGAGAGUAUUACACAUGAGGACUCUACAAGAGGGUCUCAUACCUUGGAACUUUGUUGCGGUUGAACGUUCUGUUGAGAGUGAAGAUUGGUUUUUCGAAAAUGUAUCAAGAAAAGAAGCUGGUAAAUUAUUACUAGUUGAUGAAAAUCCACGUGGUACAUUUUUAGUACGUCCAAGUGAACAUAAUCCACGUGGUUAUAGUUUAUCAGUUAAAGAUUGGGAAGAAGGAAGAGGACAUCAUGUUAAACAUUAUAAAAUAAAACCACUUGAUAAUGGUGGUUUUUUUAUAGCAACAAAUCAAACAUUUAUAACAUUACCAGCACUUGUUAUGGCAUAUAGUAAAAAUGCACUUGGUUUAUGUCAUGUAUUAUCAAAACCAUGUCCAAAACCACAACCAGAUAUGUGGGAUCUUGGUCCAGAGUUACGUGAUAAAUGGGAAAUAAAUAGAAAUGAAAUACAAUUGAUACGUAAACUUGGUCAUGGUAAUUUUGGUGAAGUUUAUUAUGGUAAAUGGCGUAAUAAAAUUGAAGUUGCUGUUAAAACAUUGAGACCAGGUACAAUGUCAUCAGAAGCAUUUCUUCAAGAAGCAUCAAUUAUGAAACAAUUUCGUCAUCGUCAUCUUGUUGCAUUAUAUGCUGUAUGCUCAAAAGAAGAACCAAUAUAUAUUGUACAAGAAUAUAUGUGUAAUGGUAGUUUACUUGAUUUUUUACGUACUGGUGAUGGUAAAUUUAUGCAAUUUGAAGAUUUAAUAUAUAUUGCUGCACAAGUUGCAUCUGGUAUGGAACAUCUUGAAAGUAAACAAUUAAUACAUCGUGAUCUUGCUGCUAGAAAUGUACUUAUUGGAGAAAAAAAUAAAGCUAAAAUAUGUGAUUUUGGUCUUGCAAGAGUUAUUGAAGAUGAUGAAUAUUGUCCAAAACAAGGUAGUCGUUUUCCAGUUAAAUGGACAGCACCAGAAGCUAUUGUUUAUGGUAAAUUUAGUAUUAAAAGUGAUGUAUGGUCAUAUGGAAUUCUUCUCAUGGAACUAUUUACAUAUGGACAAGUACCAUAUCCAGGUAUGCAUGGACGUGAAGUUAUUGAACAAGUUGACAAAGGUUAUCGUAUGCCAAAACCACCAAAUCAACCAUUACCAGAUAGUAUUUAUCGUUUAAUGAUUCAGUGCUGGGAUGCAGUACCUGAAAAACGACCAACAUUUGAAUUUUUAAAUCAUUAUUUUGAAUCAUUCAAUGUUACAAGUGAAAUACCUUAUCUUGAACCACCAACAGACUGAUACAAGGCCCACUAUAUGCAUGGUAAUAUUAUGCCACAUGCACAUCCACAAUAUCAUCAUUCGGCUCAUCAUAAUUGUGCCAUGGAAUUCUACGGUAUUUAUUGCUGAAAAAAAUAAAAUCGAAAAUAAAUGAAAAACAGGAAAAAAAAAAAAACAAAAUAAAACAAUCAUCUUCUUGAAAACUAUUUAUUAAAUUAACGUAUCGUAAUUAUUUCGAUGCAAAACACUGCCAGAAUAUUUGCCAAUUUUAAAAAUUCGAAUUUAAAAAUUUUUUACUAAAAAAAAAAACAAAUUAUUUCUGUCAAAUUUUUAAUCUUUCUUUUUCAUUUUUUUUUUCAUGUGCAAGUGCCAUAUAUAAUUAUACACUUUGUAUUUUUUUUUUUUUUAACAAUUUCAAUGUUUUAAAAAUCUAAACAAUGGAGAGCAAAAUAAAGACUUUUUUUUUUUUUUUUUUUUUAUCUACAAAUAAUAAAUAAAAAAAAAAGAAAAAAUUAAUUAAUUUUUUUUUCAAUUUAUUGUAAAGAAGUAUAGCCGUGAAUUAUAAAUUAAUUUAAUAAUUAUUUGACUGGAUACUAUCAUGUACUAAUUACUAAAAAUUAUAUAGAAAAAAAAAAGAAAAAAAAAAUAUAUAAAAUUGUAAAUUAUUAAUUA